Molecule: messenger RNA, 975 nt
Organism: Penicillium soppii
Lineage: Eukaryota; Fungi; Ascomycota; Eurotiomycetes; Eurotiales; Aspergillaceae
Product: PLL family lectin
Exons: 1
Coding region: 1-975 (324 amino acids)
Source: RefSeq, a predicted model, not a curated record
AUGGAAAAUUCACCAGUCUCAAUCUCCUGGAGCCACAACCAUCUUGAGAUUUUUUGGGUAGGAACUGAUGAUGCUUGCUGGCAUAAAGUAUGGGAUGGACAUGAAUGGAAAAGUUGGGAACCUCUCGGUGGUAAAUUUCUCAGUCGUGUGACAGCAGUGAGCUGGGGCUACGGUCGAGUUGAUCUCUUUGGCAUUGGUGCUGACAAUGCUUGCCUUCACAAUUCAUGGGAUAGCGGACUUGGCAGAUGGAGUGACUGGAAGAACCUAGGGGGGUACUUGACUAGUACUAUCCAUGCUGUGAGCUGGGGUCCAGAUCGAAUCGAUCUCUUUGGCCGCAGCAGUAGUAAUGCUUGCCUUCACAAGUCGUGGGAUGGCAGACUUGAUAGAUGGAGUGACUGGGAGGACCUGGGUGGGGUCUUUAACAGUCCUAUUCAUGCCGUCAGCUGGGGACCAAAUCGAAUCGAUCUCUUCGGCCUCGGCACCAGCAAUGCUUGCUAUCACAAGUCGCAGGAUGGUGGACUUGACGGAUGGAGUGACUGGGAGGACCUAGGAGGAGACUUUAUCAGUCCUAUCCAUGCUGUGACUUGGGGACCAGAUCGAAUCGAUCUCUUUGGCUGCAGCACUAGCCAUGCUUGCCAUCACAAGUGGUGGGAUGGCAGAAUCAACAGAUGGACCGACUGGAAGGACCUAGAUGGUGCCUUUACUAGUCCUAUUCAUGCCGUGAGUGGGAGUCCAAAUAGUCUCGAUCUAUUUGGCCGUGGAGCAAGAAAUGUUUGUCUCCAUAAGUGGUGGGAUGCUGCUGCUGACAAAUGGGUUGGAUGGGAGCCGCUAAAUGGUGUUUUACUUAGCGGCCCUCCGUCCGCUGGGAGCCAGAGUCGGCUGGAUGUCUUUGUCGUUGGAACCGACCAUACUUGCUAUCAUGGAUGGUGGGACAGAAGUACGUGGAAAGGAUGGGAGUCCCUGGGAAAGGUUUGA